This is a messenger RNA of Lucilia cuprina (Australian sheep blowfly), 516 nucleotides long. Its product is annotated as small integral membrane protein 8. NCBI's taxonomy places the organism in Eukaryota, Metazoa, Arthropoda, Insecta, Diptera, Calliphoridae. The transcript is spliced from 2 exons. The record is from RefSeq and is a predicted model, not a curated record. Bases 135 to 422 code for a protein of 95 amino acids.
AUUACAAAACCACUUGAAACAAAAUAAACACAAGAUUUUUAAAAUUGUUAAUAUUUUGCUUGAAAUAUAAAUAUAAUUAAUGAAAUUUUGUUAUAAAUUAAUGAAAUAAGUUGUACGCAAAACAUUUAAACAUAAUGACUGACAAGGAACCCCUUACAAAAGCACAAAAUUCUACACGAGUAGCUGAACCCGGUGAUGGCAUACGACAGGUCAAGACUACCAAUGUAUUUCGUUUGAUAAAUUUUGAAUUGUAUACAAGACCGAAUAAAAUUGUUAUGGGUGUUGGUUUGGCUUGUAUUACCGGUGUUUUUGGCUAUAUAACCUAUAUGAGAUGGAAAUAUGAAAGUUUAGGCUAUUAUACGGCUGUUAGUGAUGAUGGUAAAGAAGUUUUUAUUAAAAAAGAAUCUAAAUGGGAUACCUAAGUUAUAAGUUGAAAAAACCUUUAAUUAUUAUGUUGUUAUUUUAACAUAUUUUUAGAUUAUGUUGAAAAUAUACAGAAAAAAAUUUUAAAACUUA